GCGUGCUCAUUUGAACAAGAGGAACCGCUACGAAGCACGGGAGAAGAGCGGCCCAGUACCGAUUGUUCAGCUUUCAAGUAAAUAUUGAUGGAGUGGCAGCCAGAUGAGCAGGGACUUCAGCAGGUCCUCCAGCUGCUCAAAGACUCCCAGUCGCCCAACACAGUCACACAGAGAGCUGUCCAACAAAAACUUGAACAACUCAACCAGUUCCCCGACUUCAACAACUAUCUCAUCUUUGUGCUCACAAGACUCAAAACUGAAGAUGAACCGACUCGCUCACUGAGUGGUCUGAUACUGAAGAACAAUGUCAAGGCCCACUACCAGAACUUCCCUCCAGCUGUGGCGGACUUCAUCAAGCAGGAAUGCCUCAACAACAUUGGCGAUCCCUCGCCGCUCAUCCGUGCCACCAUUGGCAUCCUGAUCACGACUAUUGCCUCCAAAGGAGAGCUACAAACAUGGCCUGAGCUGCUGCCUCAACUCUGUAACUUGCUCAACUCGGAAGACUACAACACUUGUGAGGGCUCCUUUGGCGCGCUGCAGAAGAUCUGUGAGGACUCGUCGGAGCUGCUGGACAGCGACGCUCUGAAUAGACCCCUCAACAUUAUGAUACCUAAGUUCCUUCAGUUCUUCAAGCAUUGCAGCCCCAAGAUUAGGUCUCAUGCUAUAGCCUGUGUCAACCAGUUCAUCAUUGGCAGAGCUCAGGCGCUGAUGGACAACAUCGACACCUUCAUAGAGAGCCUGUUUGCGCUGGCAGCAGAUGAGGACUCUGAGGUCCGAAAGAACGUGUGCCGAGCCCUGGUGAUGCUGCUGGAGGUCCGCAUCGACCGCCUCAUCCCCCACAUGCACAGCAUCAUCCAGUACAUGCUGCAGCGGACCCAGGACCCUGAUGAGAAUGUGGCUCUGGAGGCCUGUGAGUUUUGGCUGACGCUGGCAGAGCAGCCCAUCUGUAAAGAGAUGCUGUCCGGACACCUGGUGCAACUGAUCCCGAUAUUGGUGAAUGGGAUGAAGUACUCUGAGAUAGACAUCAUACUACUGAAGGGCGAUGUGGAGGAGGACGAGGCGGUACCAGACAGCGAUCAGGACAUCAAGCCCCGUUUCCACAAGUCACGCACUGUCACCUUGCAGCACGAAGGAGGCGAAGGAGAGGAGGGCGAGGACAUCGAAGAGGACGACGACGACGAUGACGACACGCUGUCUGACUGGAACCUGCGAAAAUGUUCUGCCGCGGCCUUGGACGUACUGGCGAACGUGUUUCGCGAUGACUUGCUCCCCCACCUCCUGCCGCUCCUGAAAGGCCUGCUCUUCCACCCAGACUGGGUCAUCAAGGAGUCUGGCAUCCUGGUGUUGGGGGCCAUAGCUGAGGGCUGCAUGCAGGGCAUGGUGCCCUACCUGCCGGAGCUGAUCCCUCACCUCAUCCAGUGUUUGUGUGACAAGAAGGCCCUGGUUCGCUCCAUUGCCUGCUGGACCUUGAGUCGCUAUGCACACUGGGUGGUCUCCCAGCCCCCUGACUCCUACCUCAAACCCCUUAUGACGGAGCUUCUGAAGCGCAUCCUGGACAGCAACAAGAGGGUGCAGGAGGCCGCCUGCAGUGCAUUUGCCACCCUGGAGGAGGAGGCGUGCACGGAGCUGGUGCCCUACUUGAGCUUCAUCCUGGACACGCUGGUCUUUGCCUUUGGGAAGUACCAGCACAAGAAUCUCCUCAUCCUGUAUGAUGCCAUAGGAACUCUGGCAGACUCUGUUGGUCACCACCUCAAUCAGCCGGAGUACAUUCAGAAGUUGAUGCCUCCCCUUAUUGCCAAGUGGAACGAGCUGAAGGACGAAGACAAGGAUCUUUUCCCACUGCUUGAGUGUCUGUCGUCGGUAGCCACAGCCCUGCAGAGCGGCUUCCUGCCUUACUGCGAGCCGGUCUAUCAGCGCUGUGUCACACUGGUCCAGAAGACGCUGGCUCAGGCCAUGAUGUACAACCAGCAUCCGGACCAGUAUGAGGCCCCUGACAAGGACUUCAUGAUCGUGGCUCUGGAUCUGCUGAGCGGCCUGGCUGAGGGUUUGGGAGGCCAUGUGGAGCAGCUGGUGGCUCGCUCUAACAUCAUGACCUUGCUUUUCCAGUGCAUGCAGGACACGAUGCCUGAGGUGAGGCAAAGCUCCUUUGCUCUGCUGGGGGAUCUAACCAAGGCGUGCUUCCUGCACGUGAAGCCUUGCAUUGCUGAGUUCAUGCCUAUCCUUGGGCUCAACCUGAACCCAGAGUUUAUCUCAGUGUGUAACAACGCCACCUGGGCCAUUGGAGAGAUCUCCAUGCAGAUGGGCACAGGUGUCAAGCAGCAAACAGGCAAUUGUCCAGGUGCAGAGAUGCAGCCUUACGUGGGCAUGGUGUUGCCUCACCUGGUGGAGAUCAUCAAUAGACCCAACACACCCAAAACUCUGCUGGAAAACACAGCCAUCACCAUCGGCCGACUGGGUUUCGUGUGUCCCCAGGAAGUAGCGCCACAGCUGCAGCACUUUAUUAGACCAUGGUGUACAUCGUUGAGGAAUAUCAGAGAUAAUGAGGAGAAGGACUCGGCUUUCCGCGGAAUCUGUGUCAUGAUCGGCGUCAACCCUGCAGGAGUCGUGCAGGACUUCAUUUUCUUCUGUGAUGCUGUGGCCUCCUGGGUGAACCCCAAGGACGACCUGAGAGACAUGUUUUAUAAGAUCCUGCACGGCUUCAAGGACCAGGUGGGAGAGGAGAACUGGCAGCAGUUCUCUGAGCAGUUCCCUCCUCUGCUGAAGGAGCGCCUGUCGGCCUGCUACGGUGUCUAACCCGACCCCUCCUCGGUCCACACAGGACGCCGACCUGUUAGGUUAUGAAGGGGAGGGUAACUGGGGAACUCAUUGCACUGCCCAGAUGGUGGGGAGAAACUAGAGCUGGAGGGAUGUGACUGGCCUUGACCCUCCACUCUGCGGACGGCCUCCUUUCCCCUGCGCCCUGUGUGUCUCUGUGAGGGAGGGUGGGGGGAGGGUACACUGGGGAUAUACAUAUACCUCUCGGAUUAAACGCCUCACUAAAUCCAACACACUCAAAAGUGACUCUGGCCAACAGCACCGCAGGGAUCCUAGGUAGGCGAGGGCAAAUAGGGACCGAGUUUGACCUCCCCCUCCUCGAUUUGAUUAUUCUGUUGAUAGAUGACGGCUGGGAGGGGAGGGGGGUGGCAGAUAGGUACAUAAAAAGGAAUUAUCUGAACCAGCAUAGGGUGCCACAGUCCCAACACCACGUAGUCCGUAGAACGACUCCGUAGUCGUGUAACAGGCUUGUGCCAGAGGCUAGACAUAAACAGACGCUUUGACUAUGUAACACGUGCACAAAGUACUUUGCACCUUUUACUGCAUAAACCAUUCGAUGUGCAUAUACAUGGGUCUUUUUUCAUAUGUACAUUUAGCUGAAUUUAAUUUCCUUCCUCAUCCCUUAGUUGCUGAAUUCCUCUCGAGUUGUAGGUUUCUUUCCCUCAUCAGAGGACAAUAAAAAAGAUGCAGUACAUCUUUCCUUUCUACCACCGCAGCACCAACACAUCGCAUGGCCUCUGAUCGCCUCGAAGUGACGCAUGUCUGAGUGGAUGUCUGCUGUCUUCAUGGUCAGCGGGGGAGGCUGCCAUAGUCUGAAGCCGUCAGGUGCUCGGUUCUUUCGUCUUGCCACUCAUGCAUGUCGUCUCGUCGAUGGCCGUGUAGCUUCCUGGAGGCAGUGUGUGAAAGCCCGCCUGCAGGCACGUCGACGCAGGAAUCGGCUCCCGUGUGACUGUUUGGAGUUCACACACUGGAGGCAGGCCGAGAAUCAUAUUUGCUGCUUCUUUCUUUUAGAUUAUUUACACAAACGUAACGAGAGCGAUAAGACAUCACCAAGAAUGAAUUGGUUCUUACCGGUAUAAAUGCACUUUUUCUUUUUGUAAGAAAUGUAGAAUUUCUAAUGUAAGGCGUACAGUAACGAUGUACUGAACUUGAGACAUAGGUUUUUGAUAAGUGAUUUUAGGACUGUUAAUGGCUUGCUACAUUAAGCGUAAUGAUAUUGUUAAGCAAUGGUAAAAUGACUUGGUAAGACUUGAGGCCUCUUAAUCAUAGUUUUAUAAUGUAGCUCCUUCUAAAAUGGACUGAAUAGGAUUUAAGAAGAGGGAGGCGUUCUGACAGUAUUCUGGAUCCAUGUCCCACUGCGCCUGUCGCUCCAUGUCUGUCCAUCAGCGCUUCAUGUUCAGAACCAUCGUGAACACUGCAUGCUUCUUGACAGGUCUUGCUGUUUUUUUCUGUUAGACGUUUUUAUAACGGAUCUCUUUGUAGGGUCCACCUUAUAAGAGCUUUGUCGACUCGCUGCUGGACUAAUAAGGUACUUCUCCAGCUUCUGAUCAAACUAGUGAUUGUUGUUGCCAUAUAUACACCCGUCGAUACUGUGUAGGAAAUGCUGGGAAAACCCUGAGUCCUGAUAGUUGUCCCCCGACACUGGUUAGCGUCUGAAGGAGUGGGGGUCUCUAUUCGGCUUUAUCUUUUAGUCCUUGUCCAUAGUGGACGCUUGUGAUGGAGGUGUGUCUGGCUGUGUGCCUGCUGGUGUUUUACUAUAAAGGUGUGUCCACAAGUACUUGUUAGACAUCGUUUGGCACCGGCCCUAGUCUGAAGUCUUCUGGGAGUGUAGUCUGAGUCGUGCCUGUUGAUGUGGCCUCAGAGUAUCAGCAUCUGCCGUCAGGUAGCAGUUUGUCAGGAUGUACGAAGCUCGUAAGAUCAAGACUGAUGGAAAACACUCUGAUCUGAUCCUGCCUGGCUACAGAAGCAUUAAUACCCGUUUGUAUCUGCAGAUCACGUGUUUGAUAGAACAAGCUUUAAGCGGAGACACUACAGGGGAUCAAGGUUUACCUGAUGUCACCAUGAAGCGUUCCCUGGUGGGGAGUCACGAUGGCAUGGUUAGGCUCUGUGAAAUGUUAUGGUUUACAUUUCCAGAAACGGUGCCGGUGGAUUAGAUCAGGUUCACAGGCCUUGUUUCAUUUUGUUGACCUAACGAAGCCCACAGUAGAAAGCUUCAGUGUAUCGAUGGAAUAAAACAGGGACGUUUGUGUGUCGGUGCUCUGAAGUGCAGGCAGAAUUCAGAGAAAAUGCCUUAAAUAUAUGAUUUGUGAUAGAAAUCUACAGGUGCAAAUACAGGAAACGUGCUAAAAUAUACGUGUAGAUGUGUAUUUUGGAUGUUUUCUCUCCACCAACAUUUUGCCUGUAGUGUCUCCCCUUAAUACUUCUUUUUGGGUUUUUUUUUUUUUUUUUUAAAUCAACAAAUGGGACAUGACUUGUGUUAGUUGCUGACUGAUGUGAUCGUGUUUUGGAUCUUGAACCAUUUUUAUGAGCCACAGUCCUGCAGUGUGAGCGCAUCUGGUGCAGGUUGGCUGGUCAGGAAGCGUGAAGACAGCGAUCACAGCUGGACUGAUGUUUGAUGCAGCAACUAGUGAAGCCUUCGAUACGAAGAUGUUCUAGAAGGAUGGAGCUUCUGUGCCACAAGGAAUUGGUAGAAAUGCUGAGGCUCCACCACUCCUUGCCGUUUUGGAGAAACAAGCUGGAAACAAGGAAGUCUAAAUGCAAGGUGUCCGUUUUUAGGUUUUUUGUUUCUUUUUAAAAACAAAUAAAAUACGAUUUUUGUUUUAAUGCUCAUGUAA
This is a messenger RNA of Stegastes partitus (bicolor damselfish), 5648 nucleotides long. RefSeq names its product transportin-2. Gene Ontology annotation, biological process: protein import into nucleus. The record is from RefSeq and is a predicted model, not a curated record. NCBI's taxonomy places the organism in Eukaryota, Metazoa, Chordata, Actinopteri, Pomacentridae. The transcript has 26 exons. Bases 88 to 2793 code for a protein of 901 amino acids. Gene Ontology annotation, molecular function: small GTPase binding.